Molecule: messenger RNA, 6121 nt
Organism: Tetrahymena thermophila SB210
Lineage: Eukaryota; Ciliophora; Oligohymenophorea; Hymenostomatida; Tetrahymenidae
Product: DNA polymerase type-B family protein
Exons: 16
Biological process (GO): double-strand break repair via homologous recombination; error-prone translesion synthesis
Cellular component (GO): nucleus; zeta DNA polymerase complex
Molecular function (GO): DNA binding; DNA-directed DNA polymerase activity; nucleotide binding
Source: RefSeq, a predicted model, not a curated record
AUUCUUACUAUUUAGCUUAGCAACAUAUUAAAUUUUAUUUCUAGAUUUUAAUAGAUCAAUUUACUUUUUUUAAAUUUUUACUCACCGUUUAAUGAAAGUGACAAAUGUUGCUUCUCCUUUAAAUGAAAACUUCUUAGAUGAGCAUUUAAAAAAGAAGGGAUAGCUGUAAACUUUAAACAUUAUAGCAUUUAGUCACGAUUUCAUUAUGAUUAAGCUACCUUAAGAUAAUGUAAGACUUUCAUUUGGUAAAGAGUAUUUCUAUGAAGAUUUUGAAUUCUAUAAGAACAUAACAAACUAUAAAGGAUAAAAAGUUUAACAAGUUCCCAUUAUAAGAUUGUUUGGGGCAAAUAAAUAUGGAUAAAAGUGCUGUUUAAAUGUUCAUAAUUAUUUUCCUUACUUCUAUGUGAAAGCUGAUAGAAUUUCACAUAUUUUUGAAUCUAAAGGUUCCACUUGAUAUAGAGAAAAGUUAGAUUCUUUUUUAUAUGAAUUUUGCUCUAAAGUAGAAGAAUGCUUCUAAAAGGUCUAUUCUUAAUCAAAUGCUAAAAACUAACCAAAUAAAGCCUAAAAGUAUGCAGGAUUUAAAAACUUAUAAUAAAUAGUACACAAAGCUGAAAUAGUAUACAAAAAAGAUUAUUAUGGAUAUCAUGCUUACGAUGAACCUUUUAUCAAGAUAAUUUAUUACAAUCCAAGUCAUGGGAAAAAGAUACAAGAAAUACUCAUAGCAGGAGCAAUUAUGAAUCUAAGAUUCUAAAUUUAUGAUGGUCACAUCAGUUACUUUAUGCAUUUUUAUAGUGAUAACUACAUUUAUGGAAUGAAAGAAGUGUAUGCAAUAAACUAUAAAUUUAGAAAAGAUUUUAGUGAAAACAAUGCUAAUAUUUUUCAAAAGCUUUCUCUUAAUUAAAUUGCUAAAGGAUAAAUGAAAUAAAAUCUUUACAAUUAUGAAUUUGAUCUCUUGGAAAUAUACGAAGAGUUUCCUGAAUACUUUUCUAGGUAAUAGAAAUCUUCGACUUGUUAUAUAGAAGCAGAUGUUGAAAGUAAAAAUCUGAUUAAUUUUAUUUAUCACUGUGAUAAAGAUAAAGAAGAUGAUGAAAGCAGUGAUGAUGAAGCUAAUUAAAGUUAAAAAAAUAACUUUUAAAUGCUUUCUUUAGAUAAAAAUCCUUUUCUUAAAUACACUCAUUUUGAAAGAGGGAAGGUUCUUAGUUUUGAAAUAACUGUGCAAAUCACAAAAGCCAUUAAAGAAUUGUGGUUGGAAGAAAAUAGAAGAAGAUAAAUUUUUUAAAUAAACUCCCCUAACACAAUACGAAUUUCUCUAGAAAAUAACAUUGAGGGAUCAUUAGAAUUUAGGACAGGUAGAUGUGAUAUAUACAAUUCUGUAAAUCACAUGAAUGAUGAAAAAGUUAGGAAAUAGUUUAACCAACACAUUUUACAGUAUUUCUAAAAGUCGCAAACUAAAUUGAAAGACCCUGAUGAAAUUUUCUUAAACUUGAAUGUGAUUUAGAAUUUUUUCAAGCAAAAAUAGAAUUAAAAAAAUGAAAUUUAUUCUAAAGUAGUUAGUAGAUUUGAAGAUUACAAAACUAGGAAAAAAGGUAUUUUGGAAAUGCUCCUUUAGCAAAAUGAUGAAGAAGCCGAAGAUAAAUAUCUUAAAAAGUAGCUUGAUAAGCAAUCAAUAGACUUUGAGGUGUAUAUGGGUGAUGGAGAUGAAGAUCCUGAAGUGUGCUUAUCAGAUAAAGAAGAGGAAGAAGAAAAAGAAAUGAUAGACCUAGAAGAUAUCUUAAAAGAUAAUUAGCUAUUAAAAUCUAGUACAGAGAAUAAAAAUGCUUUUGAUGUGAUAUAAUCAAAUGCAAUGAAAAAACCAAAUCAUGUUGCUUUCUGGAGAAAUCGCUACAAAGUCGAUAAAAAUAAUUUGAAGUAGAACGUUGAUUCUAUUUUUGAUGUAUGUAAAUACUGUAACUAACCUGUUCAUAUUUGUCGAUGCUAGGUUGAAAUUAAUAAAUCACUUAAAGAUAAACCAUUUUUAUUUCCUGAGGAAACUUUUUUUGAAUAGCCUAUAAACAGCAAUUAGCUUUAUUUUGAAACCUUUUAAUUUACAUAUUCGAAGAAACCACCUCCUUUUGAAGCUAUUGUCAAAAAUUUUUAAUAAUCAAACUCAUUCUUUGAGCAUCAAUACCCUUAUUACGAAAAUAUGGUUGAUUUAUUUGAUCACUAUCAAAUGAAAAAUAAAAAUGUAGUCAACAAGCUAUAAUAAGCUCAAAUCUUAAGUCAUGGAUUGAUAAAAGCUCCUAUAAAUAAACUAUAUGCAUGUGAUAUUAAAAAUGAAUUAAAAUUACCUAAAUUUUUCAGGAUAUAUUUAACUGAUGACUAUGAAUCGUUUAAAAUAUCAAUGUAUGAUAAUAAAUAAACGUUCAAAUAUCAAUAGCAACCACCUUCAUAUUAAUAAAUCUUAAAAGAUUUUUAGAAUUAAACUCCUCAAUAACCUAGUCGACUUACUGAUGAGUUUAACAUUAUUUCACCAUUCAAAGAUAAAUCUCCAAUAAAAACUAGAAAUUCUUUAAAUCAAAAAUCACCAAUUUAAAACAAAUUUGUCGGAGAUAUAACACUAAUGCUCGUAGAAAUAUUUGCAAGAAGUUCACCUCACAAACUGCCUAAUCCUGCCACUGAUUCAGUUGAUGCCUUAUUUUUUAGUAUUUACAAUGGAAAAUUCGAUGUUUCUCCUCGAUACUUUAACAGUGAAGAAUAAAAAGCAAUUCAAGGAAUGAUAAUAGUAGAUCCUAUAAAUUUUAGCUAUUUGUAAGAGAAUGAAGUUAACUUCAAAGCAUUUUAUUAAACAAACGAAAAUAUCAGUGAAAUUAUAGUUGUAGAAAACGAAGAAGACUUAAUUUAGGUAUUUAUAAUUAUUACCUAAAAAAUAGAUCCAGAUAUAUUUGGUGGAUGGGAUAUGGAAAAGAGUUCUUUAAAUUAUUUAGGCUAAAGAUGCUAAAUACUUGGUAUUUAACUAUUCGAAUUAUUAAGUAGAUGCCCUUCAAAUAUCAAUAAAUUAAUUUAAGUAUUACAAUUUAAUUCUUUUCAAACUUAGAAUGAUGAAUUUUCUGUUUUUUCAAAUGAUACUCUAAACUUUAAUUCUUCAUUGUCUAGCUUCAGUCAACUUAAUUAAAGUUUUUAGAGUGAUUCUUUACCUGAUUAAUCUCCUAUACCAAAUGAAGGUUAGUAAGUAGACAGUAAAUAAAAAGGAAGAUUAAGAAUAAACAGCUUAGAUUUAUAUUAAAGUACUAGCAUAAGCUCAUCUAUUUCUAUAAAACCUUCUAAAAUGAAAAGAACACUUUCUGCUGAUAGUUAAGUUUUAGUUUCUAUCCCUGAAUUAAAUCAAGAGCAUUAAGUUAAAUUUUUUGCUGCUGAAAAUGAAGAAACUGAAGAAGAUCCUUAAAAAGAAAUUUUAACAAGCUAAAAUUCAAAUUCCUUAAGCUCUUCAAUUUCAAAACACAUUUAAUCAAAGUAAAAAAAUAAAGUUUUUGAAAUGGAUUUAUCUUCACCUUCAUUCCAUUCUUCAAAUAAAUCUUAAAAUUAGCAUUUUUCAUAAAAAUCAUAAUUUUCAUAGUAGGGAAUGCUCUACUAAGGUACUCAAUAUAGCUUUAUCCAAACAUCACACUCUAAAAAGAAGGAAUUUGAUUUAAAUUCACAGAAAAAGUUUGAUGUAAAUUUAAAAGAAGAUUCUAAAAUGAGCAAAAAAACUUAAUCUAAUCAGAGUUCAAUAAAACAACAAAAUGAUCCUUAAUCUGCUUAAUAAAAAGAAAAUAUCAAAGAAUUACGAAGAGGUUAACUUUACCAUAAUUUAAAUUUAAAAAUAAGAGGAAGAAUCAUUUGGAAUAUUUGGAGAUUAUGUAGAGAUAAAUUAAAAUUAACUAAUUUUGAUGCAGAAAAUGUGUAUUACGAAUUAUUUUAAAUAAGAAAUCCAGUUUAUAGCAACUGGACACUUACUAAAUGGUUUAAUAGUGAAUCAGCUAAACAUAAGACCCUAGUAUUUGACUACUACUUUAAUAAAUUAAAAAUUAAUCAAAUAGUCCUAGAUAAACUUGAUAUAAUAUAAAGAACUACAUCUUCUGCUCGCCUUUAUGGAUGCGAUUUCGAGAGCAUUAUAACAAGAGGAUCUUAAUUUAGGGUAGAAGGUGUUUUAGUUAGAGUAACUAAAUAAUACGGAUAUUUGAUGCUUUCUGCAAGUAGAAUGCAAGUUGCUUCUUAAAAAAUACUUGAGUGUAUGCCUUUGGUCAUGGAGCCUCCGAAAAUGCUUUUUGUUGAUCCUGUUAUUGUUAUGGAUUUUCAAUCUCUUUACCCUUCAGUAAUGAUUGCUUAUAAUUAUUGUUAUUCUACCUGUUUGGGAAAUAUUAAUGAACAGUUUAAUAAUGGAGGAAGCGGAAGACUCGGUGUUAACUAAGAUGCACACUUAAAAUUUGAAUAAUUAUUUGGAAAAGAUAGAAAAUUUAAUCCUAAAGAUAUGGAUCAAUACCAUCAAGACAUAUUUAUAGCCCCAAAUAAAGUAGCUUAUGUUAGAAAAACUAUAAGGGAAGGAAUUCUACCAUAAAUAUUGCACGAAUUCCUACUCACAAGAAUUAUGAUUAAAAAAUCAGCUGGAUUUUAUAAGGACGAUAAAUAUUUAAGCAAAUUACUUGAUGCUUAAUAGUAGUCUAUAAAACUUUUUAUGUGCGUUGUUUAUGGAUAUACUGGAGCAUCUUUUUCAGGUAGAAUGCCUUCUGUAGAUAUAGCAGAUUCUAUUGUUGAGACAGGAAGAUAUCUUUUAAACCAAGUGUGCGAAUACAUUAAUAGCAAUAAAGACUGGUAUGCAAAAGUUGUAUAUGGUGAUACAGACUCAGUAUUUGUUUUACUUAAAGGUAGAAGUGUGGAAGAAGCCUUUAGGAUAGGUAAAGAGAUAGCAGAAUCGAUUACAAAGUAAUAUCCUUAUCCGAUAGAACUAAAAUUUGAAAAAGUAUUUAGAGAAUUAAUUUUAGUUUCAAAAAAGAGAUAUGUUGGAUAUAAAAUGGAAAAAAUUACUGAUAAGCCUGAAUUUUUGGCAAAAGGCAUUGAAAUAGUAAGAAGAGAUGGUUGUGAUGCAGUUGUUAAAUUAAUGAAAAAAAGUUUAAACAUUCUUUUUGAAACAAAAAAUUUAUCCAAAUUAAAAAAUUACUUGAAUAAACAAUGGGCAAAGAUACUUCAUGGUCAUGUUAAUUUUAAAGAUUUUUGUAUUGCAAAAGAAGUUAAGUUAGGAAAAUACAAAGAAGAUAGAGUACCUGCACAUGGUAUAGUAGGAUUAAAAAUAACGGAAUAAGAUUAAUUAGCAAAACCUAAGUAUGGAGAAAGAGUUAAAUAUCUGGUAGUACAAGGUGAGCAAAAAAGUAAAGUAAAAGACUUGGUUGUAUCAGUUCCAGAGUUUUUCAAUAAAUUUAAUCAUCAAAUGAAUAGCUUGUAUUACAUAAACAGAUAAAUUAAUUCAUCCAUAGGAAGAUUGUUUUCAACUUUUGAUGUGGAUAUAAAGGAUUGGUUUUUCAAUAUGCCAAAAGGCAAGAUUAAAGUGAAUUUCCUAAAAAAUCAUUAAUUUAUUCAACAAAGAUAAAGCAAGACCUAAGAUUUAAGAAGUCAGUUGCAUAUAGAAAACUACUAUCGAUUAGAAGUAUGCAUAAUUUGUUAUGAAAGAUGCUCUGAAGAUAUUUGUAAUUCAUGUCUUUCUGAUAUACCUACUCUUUCAUACUUACUUAGUCAUAAAUAGCAAAUAAUACAUUCAUAGUAUUAAGAAAUUGAAAGAAAGUGCAAAAACUGUAGUUCAUUAGAAAAUAAAGAAAUUGAAGAAGUUCCUUGUGUUGAGUAUAAUUGUCCAUAUUUAUAUGCAAAAAAAUAUUCUAAAGAUAAUCUUGACUACCUCAGCAAGAUUAUUUCUAAAUAUUUAAACAUAAUCAACGAAUCAUUUUGAAUCAAACUUACUUUUAAAAUAUUAAAAAUCUAAUAAUUAUGUUCAUUAGAAUAAUUUAUUAAUUAAAUUAUUUGCUGAAAAAGUUAAGAAAGUCUUAAUAAAAUACAUUUAUAAUUAAAAAAUUAGUAAAAAAUAUUUAAAUUUAAAACACAAAAAACUUAUUUCCAA